Messenger RNA from Sphaeroforma arctica JP610, 2095 nucleotides. RefSeq lists its product as hypothetical. The coding region runs from base 58 to 1986 and encodes 642 amino acids. The transcript has a single exon. Lineage: Eukaryota; Ichthyosporea; Ichthyophonida. The record is from RefSeq and is a predicted model, not a curated record.
CUUCUAUAAUUACUACACUAGUAAACUACAGGAAGUAGCAAUAUACACAAAUAUAAUAUGCAGCUUAGAGCAACAGUAGUAGCGUCACUAGCAGCAUAUGUGGCCGGCGCUGAUCUUACAGCUAGUCAAGGUGACUUCCAGCAGGUGUUCGCCAGUGCUGCAGGUGGUGAUAUUAUAACUCUGGAGGCCGGAGAAUAUGCUAUCAGUGAACCCAUAAUUUUGGACAAGAAACUUACUAUAAAGGGUGAUGGAGCUCUCUUUGUCGUAGCUGAUCUUGCUGCCCCAGUGUUUGCUUUAGGAAACAUGGAGGGAUACAGUUCCACAUUGGAUGGCGUGUCAGUAGGUACGCCGGGGGCUGAGGCUUGUAACCUUGCCGAGCCCUACGCCCUGCAGGCCAAUUUCAGUAUCGAGAUCACAGGGGCUACUAUAGCUAACAACAAGGUCAAUCUUAAGACUGAUGUCGGAGUUUGGCACAACGAGCGAAAGUUGAAUGACUUCUACUUUGCAGAUUGUCACUACGCAGUGGAUCAUCCGGCAAAGAUGUCUGGUGGUGUAUACAAACUCUUGGGUAACUGUCGCUCACAGCUAGAUUUCAGUGUGGACUUCGACAAACUGGGUGGAAGUGAUGGAUGUGGAACAACCAUUGAAGAAUUUGCUACCUUCACCUCAUACCGAGCACAGGUGGAGGCACAAUGGGAUGAGUAUGUCGAGAAGGUUGAUGAUGCUAAUGACCUCCGCCUACCAGUAACGCGUGAAGGUAACGCUGUGACGAAUUUACUAGUACAAAUUGACACUGUACGUAACGUUGCCGCUACAAUCAACGCUCAGUAUGCUUCAGCAGAGAUUGAAGCAGCUAUUAACUUAGUCGAUGUAGGAUACUACGACGGGUGGAAUCAUUCUAAAAUCCGUCUGGAGAUCCACUUGCCCGCUCCAUACACUAUAAGCAACACUCAAGGUGUUGUCGGUCGAGUAGAGGAGAGUUUCGAGGCCGCUGUAGGUGCGGUCUCACCUUAUGUAGUGGACGAAGCCUGCAAUGGGCAGGCAAUCGGUGAUGAUUGUAUUCAAAAUGUCGAAUUCGAUAUCGUCGCCUGCGAUUUGACUGGCGAAUACUCACUGAAUGAACUUAUGGUCGCUUGUCAAGAGACAGAUGAGAACGGCAACCUCGCAGAGUGCCCCAACAUCGAAUCAUCGCCAGCCACAGUCAUUUUCUUCAUCGACACGAAUAACUUCUGCGAGGUAGAGGAGUUUGAGCUAGAUGCUCUAUUCGAUUUAUCGAUUGCAGUUUACGAUUCCGAUGCCUACGACCGUGAAGAAUCCAUCUUCGACCUUGGAUCUAUGUCAUACUGGCAGAUUACCGUCGAUACUUCCGCCAGUGGUGUGUCUCUGUAUAACGCAGAGGUCACCUACGCUGAACGUACUACUGACGGCGAUUGUUCAGCAUUCGGAGAUUACCUCGGUGAUGUCUCUGGUGGGAACCCCGAUUUCACACAGACCUAUGAUCCUAUCGCACAGACCAUCUCCAUGCCGCAUCAGGUUACAGCACAAAUGGCGUGUGCCACAUCGGAUCGUACUGGAAAUGCAAUCACCAUGAACUACACAGUGCUUGUUGACUAUGAUGAUGGAUCUGCACGUCGUCGUCGUUCACUUGACGGUAUGAAUACGCGCGAAGCCGGCGAGGUUGCGGUAGACAAAGAAGCCGGAGUACGCUAUACAGAAGAGGAUCUAGCUCAAAACGCCGCUGCGGGCACUGGUACUGCAGCAGGUGCAUCCACUACAGCCGAAGAGGAAGACAACCAUAUGCUUGUUAUCGGUGGGGCUAUCGCCGCAGCACUAGUACUGUGUUGUUGUUGCUGCUGCUUUAUUGUGGCUGCCGUUGUGCUUUUGCGCAGACGAAAAGCAAAUAGGGGUCACGAGCAGUUUAUCAUCGCAAAUCAAUCUGCAGCAGGUUUCCCAGAUGGUGCUUCGGCUAUGAGCUUCCACACUUAAGUUGGCAGGGUCUGAUGCUAACAAUACAACUUAGAAAUUUCUAAAUUAGGUUCUAUCCCUAAAAUAGAUGCACUUAUAAAAUAGCUCUCAAUAAAUUAAACAAUAAAAG